UUUCUUAGAUUUUUUAUUAUCGAUUUUCCUCUACUAUGCAGAUUCAUUAAAAGCUUUCGUUUGAAUAAAGAGGCAUUCCGAUACGUUUUGGGGGAAAUUGAACACGAUUUUUCCAACACAAAGAAAAGUGGCAUUCAUGUUAAGGAAAAGCUGGCGGCGUGUUUGAGAUUUUUCGCUGAGGGAAACUACCAGCUUGGAGCGGGAAAAGAUUUCCAUAUUGCGAUGGCACAGUCCACUUUUUCUAAGGUGUUAUCUGAAAUGCUGAACAUACUGGAGCGAAGAUUAUGUUCUAAGUGGAUAUCAUUGGAAAUGUCGGAAAAUGAACAGCGACGUGCCAAGCUUUAUUUCUAUGAGAAAUCUGGAAUUCCAGGAAUAAUCAUGUGUGUUGAUGGAACACAUAUAAAAAUAAUCCCCCCUAAUCAGAAUCGAAAUUUAUUUUAUAAUCGAAAGGGGUUCUACAGUCUGAACGUUCUCAUUGUUUGUGACGAUCAGCAGAGGAUCCGUUUCGUUGAUCCUAGCUUUUACGGAUCUAAUCACGAUGCCCAUAUAUGGCGAAUAAGCCCUGUACGAACGUAUUUCGAGCAGAUGCAUCGAAACGGCGGAACACAAACUAAAAUACUGGGUGAUGCAGGCUACCCAUCGGAAUCAUGGCUGGUAACGCCAUUCAGAGCUCCGGAAGAAGGCAGUUUGGAAAGCGAUUUCAACCAGAGGCAUGCUUUAGGUCGAGGCAUAGUCGAACGAACAAUCGGUGUUCUUAAAAAUCGUUUUAGAUGUUUACUUGGAGCGCGACAACUACAUUAUACUCCUACAAAAUGUGCUCAAAUUGUGAAUGUGUGCUGUGCACUUCAUAAUAUAUGUUUGGAAUACGGAUGCUCUCAGUAG
Toxorhynchites rutilus septentrionalis is the source of this 882-nucleotide messenger RNA. RefSeq names its product putative nuclease HARBI1. The annotation marks the transcript as partial. The transcript is spliced from 3 exons. The record is from RefSeq and is a predicted model, not a curated record. NCBI's taxonomy places the organism in Eukaryota, Metazoa, Arthropoda, Insecta, Diptera, Culicidae.